AUGACCGAUACCCAACUCGCUGAUCAAUUUCUGUAUCAGAGCUCGCUGAAGAGCGACCCGGCCGUAAAGGUCAGUUCCCGUAAGCGUGUACCGUACGUAAUCGAUCUUAAUCAGGGUUCGUACGCUAAUGGCAUUAUCACUAUCGAUGCCACAGCUCAGCUAAAUGGCGCUGAGGGGUUUGCUUGCCUUCGUGAUGCAUAUGUAGUCAUUCCGUACAAGGUAUCGAUGAAGAACACCCAUGCGAGUACCGAUCUUGCAGCGGCUGCCAAUCGUCUCUCCGUCGGGCUGAAGUGCGGUGUUUGGAAUGUUAUCGAUGGUAUGUCGCUUGAGCUUAAUGGUAAGAGCGUGAUUUCGAUGUCCGAAUACAAGCUGUUCGCUAACAACCUUCGCGCUCAGGCGGAGACUUCGCUUGACUAUGUGAAUAAACAUGGUGCUGAGGAUUUCCUAUUUCCAGAUUCCUCAGGAUCGUUGGUAUUCUCAUCCGCUACUACCAGUCUGUAUGGUGAUGGGUAUUCCGCUACUGCUUCUGACAUCACCCCUGCCCUUGGAACAGCUGCUACUGGCGCUGGCGUCCUUCCAGCCAAUGACGGUUUUGUUAAGAGACUCCUGAGCAACCCCCCUGUGGCUGGAGGCCAAAAUACGAAUGGUUGGCCAACUAUUGCCUCUGGAGCUGCUAACACGAUUUCAAACCAAUUCGGACGAGGUGCCUUUGUUCCUGGUACUGCAACUCAUGGAACUAUUGCUGACACCUGGAAUUACAUGCUCAAGAUCAAGCUUGUUGAUCUCCACCCUAUCUUCAAGGAGCUCGAUCUCAUGGCUAAUCCCCAGAUCAAGCUUCGUUUCCGUGUGAAUCAGGGUUCGUCUGUGAUUGCUCUUGCCACGUCAAAAUCUAUGACUCUGUCGUCGACAACGCUUGUUUCGGGUCAAUCCUGCCCAAUUAUGGUUGCUGCUUCAGCUGGAUCUGCACCUAAUUCUGGUGUAUUUGGAACCAGUGCCGCUGGCCAGAUCUCAGUAGCUUGGGGUGCUAUUACCAAUUCGCUCGAGCCUACAAUUGAUUCAACCUACUUCCCUUUCACGACUACUCGACUCUACGUUCCGUUUGUAGAUCUUGAAAACCCUCAGGCUCUAAUUAGCAAGCCGAACAAAACCGUUCGUUACAUGGAUUAUUCCGCUCAGUGGUUCUACCAGCGAGCAGGUACUGGUGUAUCUAGUACCCAGCUGAAUACUGCAUUCGACCUUCAGCUAUCCGCUUCGCUGAAGAACGCUAAGGUAGUAGCUUUGCUUCCGUUUGCUGAGACUUCAAGCGGUAAUUUCAAUACUGCUAGCAUUCAACAGUUCCAGAGCUGUUUCGAUAGUGCCCCGUGGACUGUUCAACCUGGUUCAUCGAUCCGCAACUUCAAUGUUCGCAUUGGUAGCCAGCAGGUGUUUGACAUCUCGUAUGACUAUGACUUCAUGGAUUUCUGCAAUGAAUUCUCUAAGCUAGCCUCGAUCAACGGUGAUCAGACGAAGGAGCUAUCGAAUGGUCUAAUUGACUAUCAGACCUGGCAGCAAACCAACAGAGUGCUCGUAGCUGAUGUAUCUCGCUUGACCGAGAAGGAUGUCCCACAGAGCAUCCAAGUCAUGGGAACGAACGCCUCAACGCAGGGUACCAAUAUAUAUUUUCUAGGGCAUAAGGCAAAGACGAUCACAGAAGUAUAUAACUGCGAUCCAGGCUACUGCCGUUGGCUGCUGAAUCAAAAGAUUCUCAUUGAUUCCAACCCUGCGAUAAGUGAAUUUCUUAAGAGUAAGUUUGUCAAUGAUGAUGGAUCAUUCCUAAUGACUUGGGGGAAAUAUAAAGGUAAGACCAUCCUACAGAUUCAACGUAUCGAUAGCAACUACAUUCAGUGGUUGAAGAAGAAUGAGUUUGUUAAUGAAAAGAUGCCUCAGUUGAAGUCUGCUCUUGGUGAGUUGGUUUAA
Phytophthora nicotianae INRA-310 is the source of this 1956-nucleotide messenger RNA. RefSeq lists its product as hypothetical. Bases 1 to 1956 code for a protein of 651 amino acids. The transcript is spliced from 3 exons. Lineage: Eukaryota; Oomycota; Peronosporomycetes; Peronosporales; Peronosporaceae. The record is from RefSeq and is a predicted model, not a curated record.